AUGGAGAAAGUAGAUGAGCUUAAACAAGAAGUUUCGACAUGGAAGAAGGAAAGAGAAGAUAUGGAAGUUAGAUUGCAUGAGGUAUAUCAACAACGAAUUGCUUUGGUUGAUUUUGAGUUAGAACUUUAUAAAAUAGAAUUGGAGACAUAUAAGAAGGUUGAAGAUGAGUUGUUAGAUCAAAUUUGUAGUUAUAGAGAGAAAAGUGAAGAAAAAGAGAGAAAACUAAUCAAGGUUGAAGAAGAAAAUUCUUUGAUUAGCCUCGAGUUAGUGUCUGUUAAGAAUGAAUUAAAGUCGACACAUAAAAAUGUUAAAGAUCUUGAGGAAGUGCUUUCGACUUGUAAGAAAGAAAGUAAAAAUAUGGAAAUAGAGUUUAAAAAGGUGCAAAACCAUAUUUCUUCUGUUAAUUCUGAGUUACAAUCUACUAAAAUCGAGCUAGAAACUUCAUUAAAAAGCAUAAAAGAACUUGGGUUUCAACUUUCCUCUUGUAUGAAGGAAAGUCGAGAUUUAGAAAGAGAACUAAGGAUGGUAGAAGAAGAACAUUCAUCAAUUAGCCUCGAGUUAAGAUUAACUAAGAAUGAACUAGAGUUAUCGAACAAAAUUGUAAAAGACCUUGAGGAAAUAAUUGCCACUUAUAAAAAGGAAAGUAAAAAUAUAGAAAUAGAAUUACAAAAGACACAAAAUCAACUUUGCUUAGCUAACCAAGAAUUAGAAUCUUCAAGAAAUGAGGUAAAUGAGCUCAAAAACAAAUCGUAUUGUUGUUUAAUGGAGUUACAAUUUGUGGGAGAAAAAUUACACAAAGUCAUUAACCAUCUUUGUAUAAUUAACUCCGAGGUUAUGUCCUCUAAUCAAAAGUUGGACGAAAUAUUAAUUUCUAACCUAUAUAUAUGGGAUGAAGUUAAUGAUAAUCGCCCAUCUCAAGCUACAACUUUCGAAAUGAUUAUUGAUCAAACUAUCAAAGAUGUCCAAGAAGAAUCGUCAAUUGACAUUGUGCGGGUUUGA
Spinacia oleracea (spinach) is the source of this 999-nucleotide messenger RNA. RefSeq names its product protein CASP-like. The transcript has a single exon. NCBI's taxonomy places the organism in Eukaryota, Viridiplantae, Streptophyta, Magnoliopsida, Caryophyllales, Amaranthaceae. The record is from RefSeq and is a predicted model, not a curated record. The coding region runs from base 1 to 999 and encodes 332 amino acids.